Cooperia oncophora is the source of this 408-nucleotide messenger RNA. NCBI's taxonomy places the organism in Eukaryota, Metazoa, Nematoda, Chromadorea, Rhabditida, Trichostrongylidae. The record is from the annotation of a GenBank genome assembly.
AUGAAUGGAGGCACUUUACGACCACUAAUCAUCACGAAAAUACAAAUGCGAUUUCAGAAAUACGGUUGUACUUUGGAGCAAUCUGCAAGAGAAUCUGCCAGGAGGUGUGUCAACUCACCGUACCCCUCACUUCCAGCCAACGUCAGGGAGAAUAUCGUUAAGUUCCGCAAAAGUCGAGCUAAAACUCGUGUCCAAGCCAUGAAAGUCGUAAAAUUGCUAGUUGACUUGAACAGGCGAAAAAGGAUCACGAGCUAUAUUCAAUAUAAUCUAACAAUUAGCCCCUGUCCAUGCCCCCGGAAGCUGCAAGACAUUGGUGGAGGCAAGUGCGUAAACGAGGCAGCGUUGGAAACAGGGUCACGUUCAGAUCACAUCACCAAGGAAGGCCCAUCUCUUGGUUCACUCUUGUAA